Messenger RNA from Schizosaccharomyces osmophilus, 318 nucleotides. It is a transcript of the gene ssb3, whose product is annotated as DNA replication factor A subunit Ssb3. Gene Ontology annotation, cellular component: site of double-strand break; nucleus; DNA replication factor A complex. The transcript has a single exon. Bases 1 to 318 code for a protein of 105 amino acids. NCBI's taxonomy places the organism in Eukaryota, Fungi, Ascomycota, Schizosaccharomycetes, Schizosaccharomycetales, Schizosaccharomycetaceae. Gene Ontology annotation, molecular function: damaged DNA binding; single-stranded DNA binding. The record is from RefSeq and is a predicted model, not a curated record. Gene Ontology annotation, biological process: DNA replication; nucleotide-excision repair; base-excision repair.
AUGGAACGCCCUACGCCGCGUGUAACUAGUAAUAUGCUUGGCGAAUGUGCCGGUAGGACUGUCAGGAUCGUUGGAAAAGUAAAUGAAGUGAGUGAUCGCGCUGCACAGGUGGAUUGCAAUGGUCAACCUUUCGAAAUGAACCUUACCGUGGAUAAUAAUUUGGAGCCUAUGCAUUUUUACGAGUUUGUGGUCUCUGUAAAACCUGAUACUUCUGUACAACUUCUUACUUGCGUCGAUUUUGGAACCAGCAUAGAUAUGGAUGCAUACAAAAACCUUGUUCAGUUUAGCAACAAGUAUAAAUCCUUGUUCUACGAAUAG